AUGGCCCAAGGCAAGCCCAGCUACAGAUACCCGUUCUCGGCCGCCCCGGAUAUCAUACGGGCAAACCAGAAAGAUGCGUACUUUCAAGGUGUCCUCUUUGAACAGGUUUCCGACAUCGUGCGGAAGCUCUACGGCGCGCGCACUACGCACAAUUACACCUCCGAAUCGCGGGCUUUUGCAGAUCUCCUCUAUCUCGGCCUGACGACCGUGGUCGGUAACAGGACUUUGGGGGAGGAGUACAGCGACAUCGUGCAAAUCGAGGGCGACUCACGCGUGCUGCCAUCGAUCGAGCGGCGGCUCGGAUACGUUCUAUCCACGGUCCUGUUACCAUACUCGCUGAACCGAAUAUUGCCUGCGCUCCGCCGUCGCCUGCGAUCCGGAUUGGAAAAGAGCAUCCGCAAGUCUGCACAGGGCCAAAGUCCAAAGCCCUCUGCAUUGACACACCUCAAGUCAUAUCUUCUUUCGAAUCUCGACACCAUCACAUCGCCUUCGCCGGUGUAUGCUAUUAGCCUAGCCGUCUUUUACUUCACCGGCGCCUACUACCAACUCGGAAAGCGGGUCUUCGGGCUACGAUAUAUAUUCACCCGCCACAUCGACACGAAUACUCAACGCGUGGGAUACGAGGUUCUCGGCGUCCUUCUCGUCCUUCAACUCUCAGUCCAAACGUGGCUACAUGUUCAAAACACCGUGACAGAGAGCGCUCCCGAAUUUUCCAACGUGGGACGGCAGCCUGGUGAUCAUGGUGUUGAAGUGAGCUUAGAUCCUACGGCAUACUCGAGCAACAAUGCCCUUUUAUUCGAGGCCGAUGGCGCACCUGCCACCACCAAUACGUAUCAGCAAAGCUUGCAACGAAUCACACAAACCCCUGUGCUCCAGGACGCACGCUUCGAUCUUGAGGACACCGACACCAUGCAAUGGAUCAAGGGCAAACAACAGCGGAAGUGUACCCUGUGCCUCGAAUCGAUGCGCGAUCCGAGCGUGACGACGUGUGGGCAUAUGUUUUGUUGGACAUGCAUUGGCGAUUGGUGUCGAGAAAAGCCCGAGUGUCCGCUUUGCCGACAAACCUGCCUUGCCCAACAUGUACUACCGCUCCGCGGGUGA
Molecule: messenger RNA, 1101 nt
Organism: Eremomyces bilateralis CBS 781.70
Lineage: Eukaryota; Fungi; Ascomycota; Dothideomycetes; Eremomycetales; Eremomycetaceae
Exons: 1
Coding region: 1-1101 (366 amino acids)
Biological process (GO): protein import into peroxisome matrix
Cellular component (GO): peroxisomal membrane
Molecular function (GO): zinc ion binding
Source: RefSeq, a predicted model, not a curated record